Rhizophagus irregularis DAOM 181602=DAOM 197198 is the source of this 1264-nucleotide messenger RNA. Lineage: Eukaryota; Fungi; Glomeromycota; Glomeromycetes; Glomerales; Glomeraceae. The record is from RefSeq and is a predicted model, not a curated record.
UUAGAAAAUUAGAGGAUUUAUCUAAAGUUAUUGAUCAAGAUGGAUUGGAUUUUGAUUCACUCCCAUCUCUUAACACAAAAGAAGAUUUUAAUCAAAUUAAUGAUUUUCUUGCUUGUACAAUGAGAGAAAUUAAUAAUGAUAACAUAUUGAAUGAAAAUGGAUUUAAUCUUUUGGAUUCAUUCGACUCAAAUUCUCAAUUAAUGUCACUUCCUCUUGAUACUUUUUCAACUGCUGAUGCGAGCGCAUAUUUAAAUUUAGAUGAUAGUAAUAGUGUCGAUACAAAUGUUUUAUAUCCUGUUGUAACUUCAAGCGCUUAUCCAUCUGUUUUAUCAGAUAUCCCUACAACUACUUCAGCUCUUUAUAAUUCCAAUGAUUUUCCAUCUCCACCUGAAGAAGCUAGCAAUUGGACUACAAAUGAUUUAUUCAUCUAUGAUGUACCUGAAGUAGCUAAUCCAACUACACCUUCCACUUCCACUGCUACUACCACUACACCUACUUUACCUUCUCAAGCGUUCUCCGCUUCACAAUAUUUUGAUUAUGAAGUUCCUCUUACUUUAUCUCAUACUAAUGAAUAUAUCGAUGUGACUCCACCGUUGAUUCCUUGCAAAAAACUUGAUAAUCCUCAAUGUAAUGCUCCAACUACUGGUCUAUCAUUGACUAAAGAAAUUUCCGAAGCAACAACGUUGAGAGAUAAAGUUAAGAACGAAUCACAAGAGGAAGAUACAAGUUAUGUAAUACCUAAGGAUAAAGGGUCAAAUGUACAAUCAUCUAAAAUUACAACACAAAUAUUUUCAAAAGUUACUCAAAAGAAACAAGUAGAGGUUGUAGAGCCGGUAAAAGUUAAACAAGAAAAAUCUGAUGAUAUGAUGGAUUUAUUAUCAAAGAAUUUAUUUAAUAUGGAUUUGAACGAAGAUAAGAAGAUCAAAUCUGACAAUGUAAGAGCUAAACAUGCUGCUCUCAUUGCUACUUUGAGUAAAAAAAUUGACCAACUUUCCAAGAGAUAUGAACAAGAAAAUGAUAAUGUUAAAGUAAAAAUAGAAAUUUAAUUAAUUAUUCAAGGAUAAAAAAAACUCAUGUCCUUUGUCAAGUUGGUUAUUUGUUAGAGCAUAUAUUAGUUUCUUGUCUAUAGAUAGAUUAGCGACUACAUCAUAUUUCAAUUUUUUGAUCUUAUUUAUCGGAGUGGACUUUUUAUUAUUUACUGUAUUAAAAAAAUUAAACAAUGAAAACAAAAAAUAAACCAAAUAAAAAGUAAUUCGUGUUGGGA